Messenger RNA from Cercopithifilaria johnstoni, 396 nucleotides. The record is from the annotation of a GenBank genome assembly. Lineage: Eukaryota; Metazoa; Nematoda; Chromadorea; Rhabditida; Onchocercidae.
AUGCUGUCAUUCCUUAUCACUAAAUAUUUCAUUACUCUAACAAUAGCAAUAUUACUAUCAAUUGCUGAAACAAAUGGAGAGUGGCGUGUUGAUAUAGCUUCAUUCAACAACAUCGCAGGCUCCGGUGUAGCCCGAGAAGCUGCUCGAGGAGCUGCUGCUCAACAAGGAGCUGCUGCUCAAAAUCCUGCGCCUGCUCAAACAACGUCGGAUCCUCUUGGUUCAUUAUCUUCUGCACUUCUUUUGAGUUUGCUUGCAAGCAGAUUGACUGGUGGAGGCUCCCCAUAUCCUCAAUAUCAAUAUCCUUACUACGGUGGAUACGGAGGAUAUUAUCCAUAUACACCGUAUUAUUACUACUACUAUGGUCGCUAUCCAUACUACUACUAUUAUUAUGGUUAA